UUUUGGUACAAAUAUUGGUCUUAUAGUUUAGGUUUACUACCUCGAGACAAUCAGGUGUUUUCAACAUGGGCAAAGCAUCAAGGGAUAAGAGGGAUAUCUACUACCGAAAAGCAAAAGAAGAGGGUUGGCGUGCUCGAAGUGCCUUCAAGCUCCUUCAAAUUGAUGAAGAAUUCAAUAUAUUUGAAGGAGUGAAGCAUGUGGUGGAUCUAUGUGCAGCGCCUGGUAGCUGGAGUCAGGUUUUGAGUCGCAAACUGUUUCUGCCUGCAAAGCUGUCACCUGAUUCAAAGGAAAGCGAUCUUCCUCUUAUUGUGGCUAUUGAUUUGCAGCCAAUGGCUCCAAUUGAAGGUGUUAUUCAAGUACAGGGCGAUAUUACAAAUGCUCGAACAGCUGAAGUGGUCAUUAGACAUUUUGAUGGAUGCAAAGCUGACCUGGUUGUCUGCGAUGGUGCUCCUGAUGUUACCGGACUCCAUGACAUGGAUGAAUUUGUACAGUCGCAACUCAUUUUGGCUGGUUUAACAAUAGUUACUCACAUACUUAAGAAAGGUGGAAAGUUUAUUGCAAAGAUAUUCCGGGGAAAAGAUACAAGCCUCCUUUACUGUCAGCUAAAACUAUUUUUCACAGAUGUGACUUUCGCAAAACCAAAAAGCAGCCGUAAUUCAAGCAUAGAGGCCUUUGCAGUUUGUGAGAAUUAUUCCCCUCCAGAAGGAUUUAAUGAGAAAGAUUUGCAUCGGCUCCUAGAAAAGGUUGGAAGUCCAUCCGGUGGAGAUGAUCUAGAUUGCAGUAGUGGGUGGCUAGAAGGGCCAAACAAGGUGUAUAUCCCAUUUCUGGCUUGUGGGGACCUCAGUGGAUAUGACUCGGACCGUUCGUAUCCCCUUCCUAAAGUUGCAGAAGGAACUUACCAAAGCUUGGAUCCAAUACAGCCACCAAUCGCUCCUCCUUACAAGAGAGCUCUUGAAAUGAAGAAAGCUUCGAAUCAUGGAAUCGGAGAUUUUGACAAGCUUUCCCUUGACCCAUGAUUGGAAUGGUUAGAAUUGAAAUAAUAUCAACUGCACUUUUUUGUUAUUAAGAAAGAACAUGGGUUGGUGGGACCAAGGGACCAAGACUGGAGUGACGACCCUGGAUUAUUAUACUAGUUUCGUUCAUUGUAUCUUGUUAAAUUGGCAAUGGUGAUUUUUCAAUGAAGGAAGAAUUCAGGGUAUGCUUGAGACAUCAGGAUUCAGGAAGAUGUGGGGGGUCCUUUUGAUGGUAUUGUAGGUGAAAUACUGAGGAAAUGAGUAUUGGAUUGAUUUUAGGUUUUUGAUGGUUUCUCAAUUUUGUUUGCUAUGGUUAAAAUGUUACGAGAGUAAGAAUACAGCAGCCUCGGGUUUGUUUUAGGUUGCAGAAAAGUUACGAGAGUAAGAAUAAGCAAUUUUGUCACUUGAUUGGAUUAUUGCAUUGGAUGAUUGUGGAUCUUUGAGGCUGGCUUUAUUUUGUUUGCUUUAAUGAAAAUGUUAAUGGCACAGGAAUAGAGGAAUGUGAAUC
This is a messenger RNA of Camellia sinensis, 1521 nucleotides long. Its product is annotated as S-adenosyl-L-methionine-dependent methyltransferases superfamily protein. Gene Ontology annotation, biological process: tRNA methylation; cytoplasmic translation. Gene Ontology annotation, cellular component: cytoplasm. Lineage: Eukaryota; Viridiplantae; Streptophyta; Magnoliopsida; Ericales; Theaceae. Gene Ontology annotation, molecular function: tRNA methyltransferase activity. The record is from RefSeq and is a predicted model, not a curated record.